CCUUCACAAAGACGGGACGUAACCAUAGAGAGAGGACAGGGCGGGGCAGAGCGGCCGGGGUCAUAGAGAAGGAGCAGGGAGAGGUGGGACGAUCCGGAAGUGGAGCUGUUUUAGGUCCAACAAGAAAGACAGAAUGACACAAUGGAGGUCGCUGGUCCCUCCUUCCUCCCUGACAGCAUCAUCUACCAGAUAUUCCUGAGCUUGGAGCCUGUGGAUCUGCUCUCAGCCGGGCUGGUGUGCAGGCGCUGGUAUGCUGUGUCCCGUGACGACUUCCUUUGGAAGGAACUCUUCUACAGACACUACCAUGUACAGAGGCUCGUCCACCGCUACCCAGGCACAGACUCUUGGUAUGCAGAGUUCCAGCGUCUUCAUGACACGGUUCCAUGUGUGGAGGUCCAGAGACUCAGAGAACACACGGACCAGGUCCUACACAUCAGCUUUUCACAUGCUGGGGACUUGUGUGCCUCUUGUUCUAAGGACUGUACAGUCAAGAUCUGGAACACCAAACACCCCUUUACUCUCCUGCACAGUGCUAACAUGAGACCCCAUCACUGGAGCUACACACAGUUCUCGCAGUUUAAUUAUGAUGACACACUCCUUCUGGUGUCUGGGGUUUUUGUGGGACCCCAUAACUCCUCCGCAGGGGAAAUUGCAGUCUUCAGUAUUGAUGGGUUCAACCUUUUGUCUCGGGUAAGGAAUAAGCCAUAUGAUGUGUUCGGCUGCUGGCUUAAUAACACCCACCUUAUUUCUGGCAAUCUUCAUCGCAUGGGUCGCAUCACCUCCUGCUCCGUCCUCUGGCUUAACAAGGCCUUCCAGGAUGUUGAAUCAGAAAACCUUAACGUGGUAAAGAGACUUUUUAAAAUACAGAACCUGAACGCUAGCUCCAUCCGUAUGGUAAUGGUGGCGGACUCUCCAGAACUCCUUGUGGAGGCCGGGGAGAAGGCUGAUGAAACAAUACAGGGCCCUACCAGACCACAGGAGAAUGAUCGUUUGGAGGAGGAAGAGGAGGAGGAUGGUGAAGAAGAUGGGGAAGAAAGGGAGAUUGUUGGAGAAGAUGCUCAGAUUGCAGCAGCCCUUCAAAUGUUUGUGGACAUUGAUGCCCAAAAUCAACAGCUGCUUCCACCUCCGCUGACCAGGGAUCAGGUGGAGACCAAAGUAGCCCAGCUUUAUGCAAAAUACCGGACAUGGAGGCCCAACGGUCCUCAAAGCCUUGAAGGGAACAAGAAAUACCUCAUCUUCACCACAGGCUGUCUCACCUACUCACCCCAUCAGAUAGGGUUUAUGCAGCUCCUUCCUCAUCAGAUGACCACUGAAGGGCCUGUUCUGGGCGAGAUUCGUGGCCCUAAUGAAUUCUUUGACCCUCUUCACCACGUAAUCAACAUUCAUGGACACAUCAUUGGCAUGGCUCUGUCUCCUGACCACAGGUUUCUCUAUGUCAAUAGCCGGCCGUGGCCUCGUGACUGUGUGAUCUCAAACCCCAUGGAUCCUCCACCCAUCGCAGAAGAAAUAGAACUGCGAGUCUUUGACCUGCGGACCUUGAGGGAGGUGAAGGAGCCUCUUCGAGCUCAUCGUGCCUACACCCCAAAUAACGAGUGCUUCUUCAUCUUUCUGGAUGUUAGCAAGGACUUUGUGGCCAGUGGAGCAGAGGAUCGCUGUGGCUACAUCUGGGACCGCCAUUAUAAUGUCUGCCUAGCCAAGCUGCCUCAUGAGGAUGUAGUGAACUCUGUGGCUUUCUGUCCAGUAGAUCAGGAAUUGCUGCUCAGCGUCAGUGAUGACUUUACAAUUAAAGUGUGGCGUUCGCCCCGCUCCCAGCGCAGCGCCGUGCAUCUGCUGGAGUCUAGCUCUUGGCUGCCGUCCCACAUGAGCUGAGAAGUGGUCCACACCUUUUUAAAUUUGGCUUUUCAUCCAUCCAGCCCCAGCAUUCUGGUGUGUGUAUUGUGGAUUACGAUGGGCAGAAGAAUACAAGAUGGGAUGUAAUCUAGAGGUAUGUGUCCAUUAGGAGCCCUCUGGAUCUUUUGGUGUCCUUCCUCUUUCUGAGAAGGUUUGGAAAAAGAGAGAGACUGCACCAUCAAGAAGUCCCGCCCGUCCGCCCGUCCAGGCAAUGACAUAUUAAAGGAGCGCAGGAGGAUUUUCCUCUUCAGACAACCACAGAAGGGCCUGGAAAUGUGUUGGUUUAAUAUUGGCGAAUAUUUAUUUUCAUUAUAUUUUGUGGCAACCCAAGUUCUUGUUGUGUAUUCUUUUACAUCCUCCUGGCUAAUAACUGCCCCAAUUUUUGUUAUCUCUGGUAUCCUUUUAAAUUCCAGCAUCUUCACUACAAAGAGCUUUUAUACAUUUAAGAUUACAUAAAAAAAAAUAUGGAAUCCAAGAGACAUUUUCUAAUGUCUGAUUUUCUAGUCUUAGACAGUUGUAGAAGGGUUGGAACCUUUGUCUGUUUUUAUUGCUAUCUGAGUCUCCAAUGGAUAGACUUACCUUUAGUUUCUGUACUGGUGACACAAGAAGAGUUGAAACCAUUGAAGAUCUCAGCUUUGAUGGUUAUUUGCAGAACAGGUGUCACCAGUACGAGAUCUCCCUUCUAUUCCUGAACCAGUGACAACAUAAGCAUUUUAACUUUCCUAUUGGCUUCUUUCCAGCUGACAAAUAAUAGACUCCCCCCAAACUCCCAUGGAGAGUGAUAAAAACCUACAAGAGGUCCUAACCCUAAACCACCCUAUCCAAAACGAGAAACACAAAGUUUUGUUUGAAGGUAUUUAAUUUUAAGUCAUUUUGCCUCCAGAAACAUGUGCAGUCUAUUAACACAAUUUCUACAGGCUGUUUUACAGAACGGAUUUCAUGUUUUUUUGAUGCGAUCAGAAACUGAUAUUUUUGAGGAGACUCCAUUAUGUAUAAAGUGUCAUUUAAGAAAUCAUACCAGGUAAGGUAUAACAGAAGUGCCAACUCUACGCUUUACACAUUUAGGGUAGACGCAAUAGGUUUGCAUACAUUUCCAACAGCACUUACUUGCUUUGCUCCACCACACUUGUUUAUAUCAGGAGCCAAAGGUAAACAUUAAAUACUUCUGGGUAGGUAUGGAAAAAGUAGCAACCACAGCAAAGUCACGUGUAAGCUCCAACUCUGCUUACACAGGACUUUAACAUCACUCUUAACUUAUUUUUAUUCCCACGUCAUGUAGUAUAAGGUUAGUGAGAAGGCUUGCCCAUGCAAAACGGGUUCAUUUUAAGUUGCAGUGACAUUAUAAAGUUUGUUUGACAUUGUCUUAAUCUCCCCCUGUGUGGGGACACCAAUACUGGUUCAAGUUCCAUAAUCCAGAUCCUUUCCAUAUAUUUCUCCCUUCUAGAGUUCUGUACAAAUAAAUACUUUCUGCACGUGA
This is a messenger RNA of Rana temporaria (common frog), 3367 nucleotides long. RefSeq names its product F-box and WD repeat domain containing 5 (gene FBXW5). The record is from RefSeq and is a predicted model, not a curated record. Gene Ontology annotation, cellular component: Cul4-RING E3 ubiquitin ligase complex; SCF ubiquitin ligase complex. Gene Ontology annotation, molecular function: protein binding. NCBI's taxonomy places the organism in Eukaryota, Metazoa, Chordata, Amphibia, Anura, Ranidae. Gene Ontology annotation, biological process: protein ubiquitination. The coding region runs from base 142 to 1869 and encodes 575 amino acids. The transcript is spliced from 9 exons.